Molecule: messenger RNA, 959 nt
Organism: Nicotiana attenuata
Lineage: Eukaryota; Viridiplantae; Streptophyta; Magnoliopsida; Solanales; Solanaceae
Exons: 2
Biological process (GO): DNA transposition
Molecular function (GO): DNA binding; zinc ion binding; transposase activity
Source: RefSeq, a predicted model, not a curated record
UUGAUAAGGAAAACACCUUGACAUGGACAUGGUUUCUGGAGCUGCUGAAGCACUCAUUGAAUCUGAAAGAUGGAACCAGUAUUACCUUUAUGUCUGAUAUGCAAAAGGGUCUGUUGGAAACAGUAAGAACUGUCCUUCCUCUCUCAAAUCAUAGGUUUUGUGUGAGGCAUAUUGAAGCCAACUGGAGUAAGAGGAUCAGAAUUUCAGGAGAGAUGAAGAAAUACCUAUGGUGGUCUGCUUGGAGCACUUAUGAGGAGGACUUUAAAGAUCAACUAAAGAAUCUUGGUGAAUUGUCUGUUGAUGCUGCCAAGGAGUUACUUAGGUAUCCACCACAGAAUUGGUGUAGGUCCUACUUUGAUACAUUGUGCAAAAAUCAGAUGGUGGACAAUAAUUUUACAGCGUCCUUCAACUCUUGGAUCUUAGUAGCAAGAGGCAAGCCUAUCCUGAAGAUGCUUGAGGAUAUUAGAAUCAAGGUCAUGAACAGGUUGAGAGAGAAGGAAGAAGAAGCUAGAACAUGGGGAGGUGAGUUUAGUCCUAACUGCAUGAAGUUGUAUGCUGCUUAUUUGAAGGUAGCCAACUUAUGUGCUGUUCAUUUCAAUGGUGAAACUGGCUAUGAGGUUUCUGAGGGUGGUGAUAGACAUACAGUGAACCUAGUGGAGAAAAAAUGCACUUGUAGAUCCUGGCAGUUGACUGGCAUCCCAUGCCCUCAUACCAUCAGGGCACUAAAAUACGAGAGAGAAGAUCCAAUGACUGAAAUUAGUUGGUGGCACAGCAAGGAAGCUUACCUGAUGACAUAUAGGGCCAAGUUGAUGCCUGUUAGAGGUGAAAAGUUCUGGAAAGUAUUACCGGAACAUGCUAUGGACCCUCCUCCACUUGCCAAUAUUGUUGGAAGGCCAAAAGUCAAAAGAAAUAGGAAGAAAGAUGAGGCUAACAAGAGACAAGGAGAUUGGGCUGCAUAA